UUUAUCGGGAGGAACCCGCAAGCACGGGCCAAUUCUUCUGCAUCCUGGGGCUCCGCCGGACCACUUUUUCCGUAACACCUCUCCCGUGCCAAAGCCGCCGAACUUCCGUCCCGUUUCUGUGGAGGCCGAGCGUGAGGCUUUGUGCUGUAGAGCUUGGAGACCAGAGACCUUAUCCUCACUCGAUCUGGUUCCGCCCACCUCUGCGUUGUUUCCGAAGGCAAGAAAGAAUCCUGCUUUUGGCCACCCACCACUGGCCUCAUGGCUUCUAUGCAGAUGGAUCCUGAGUUAGCCAAGCAACUCUUCUUUGAAGGAGCCACUGUGAUCAUUCUGAACAUGCCCAAGGGGACAGAGUUUGGCAUUGACUACAAUUCCUGGGAGGUGGGCCCCAAGUUCCGGGGUGUGAAGAUGAUCCCUCCUGGCAUCCACUUUCUUCACUACAGCUCUGUGGACAAGGCCAAUCCCAGGGAGGUGGGCCCUCGGAUGGGCUUCUUUCUUAGCCUCAAGCAGCGGGGGCUGACAGUCCUUCGCUGGAAUACAGUCCAGGAAGAGGUAGACUUGUCUCCAGCUCCAGAGGCUGAAGUAGAAGCUAUGAGAGCCAAUCUCCCCGAGUUAGACCAGUUUCUGGGCCCCUACCCGUAUGCGACACUCAAGAAAUGGAUCUCACUCACCAACUUCAUCAGUGAGGCCACCGUGGAGAAGCUGCAGCCGGAGAGCCGGCAGAUCUGUGCCUUCUCGGACGUGCUGCCUGUGCUUUCCAUGAAGCACACCAAGGACAGGGUGGAGCAGAACCUGCCCCGCUGCGGUACUGAGUGCAGAAGCUACCAGGAGGGCUUAGCCCGGCUACCUGAGAUGAAACCCAGGGCUGGGACAGAGAUCCGCUUCUCGGAGCUGCCCACUCAGAUGUUCCCGGCAGGUGCCACACCAGCAGAGAUCACCAGGCACAGCAUGGACUUGAGCUAUGCCCUCGAGACUGUGCUCAGCAAGCAGUUUCCUUGCAACCCCCAGGAUGUACUUGGUGAGCUGCAGUUUGCCUUUGUGUGCUUCCUGCUGGGCAACGUAUAUGAGGCAUUCGAGCACUGGAAGCGGCUCCUGAACCUCCUGUGUCGGUCAGAAGCCGCCAUGGUGAAGCACCACACCCUGUACAUCAGCCUCAUCUCCAUCCUGUACCACCAGCUUGGUGAGAUCCCUGCCGACUUCUUUGUGGACAUUGUCUCCCAGGACAACUUCCUCACCAGUACCUUACAGAAUAAAUGCAGCCCCGGCCCUGGCGUGAAGGAGGUCACUGAAAACUGAACCCAAGGUCUCACCUAAGCUAGGCGAGCGCUGUGUCACCGAACUGUCCUAGUCCUGGCGCAAUACUUUAAGAACAUCUUUUCUGAAUUGUUUUUGAACUAUCAAGCAGAGUAUGGUAACACUUACCUAUAUUCCUAGCACUUGGGAGCAAGGCUGAGGCAGAAUUGAGACUGGGUAACCUAAUAAAUUCAAGGCCUUUCUAAACUAAAUCUCAAGAAACUGUGUCUCAAGAAAAACCAAAUUAAUUAUUCAGUUUGUAAAGCUAUAAAGAAAAUUAAGAAAAAUAAAUAAAAGGUGGUCGGGCCAGGGGUGAGGAAAGGGAAGAUGAGGGUUAAAAGUCUAAGGGCGACACCAGAGAGUUUCUAAGGGUGGCCAACCCAUUCUGAAGCCUAAAUAUGGUGAUGCCCCAGCAAAUCCAUAGAGUCUUCCUGGCUGAGAACUAAAUCCCAAAAGAAAACCCUCUACCUAUGUGUGAUGAUCCACUGGCUGCAUGGUUCCGGGUGUUCACCCCAGUGGGCCAGACAGUGCAGUGGGAACAUUUAAUUGUGUGCAAAGUGUACUUCAGUAAAGUUGGUCUUUAAAAUGAAAGUCAUUGUGGUCUGUGGCCCAGGUUCUAGAGAGCACCCCACAGGACGGGACCAAAUGUUCAGAUUCAAGGAUGUUAUUUACCCUGUCAAGACAGGUGAAGGUUAUAGUGGAGAAAUCAGAAGAUUGACCGUGCUUGUAGGAGCAUGGUGAGCACAGUGUAGUGAGUGACCCAGCAUCUUCAUCUGCACAGCGGGAUUAGCAGUUUCCUGCCCUCCAGCCUGCUAGGCUCGUAGUAAAGAUUUAAAUAACAAGUUAAAAGGACAAAACUCUUUUCAAAUUAGAAGCUUUCAGAGAGAGAGAGAGAGAGAGAGAGAGAGAGAGAAGGCUUUGCUUGUGCCCACUUCUAGUUGAUUUUACUCUCAGGAAUGUUGAGAAGGUAGGUGGGGAAGGUGGGUGAUGACUCUAAGUGCAGCUUGUUCCAGCCUCUCACUUCCGGCUAUUGCCAAGUUCUGUGUUGUACUUACUGAUUGGUGAGCAUCCUGUGGGCCCUAACUCCGUGCCAGCCUCUGGUAUGCUGUGUUGAAUACACUAGUAAUUAGGAUUCAUUCCCUACUCUUUAAGCAUGGACUGCUGUGAUGUAAGACAAUAUAGAAAUGCCAUGAGGGAAGCCAGCCUAAUGCUAAAGGAACAGAGUUCAGGGGAGCUCGUUUUAGCCUGGACCUUGCAAGAGUCACAAGCCAGCAGCAUUCUGGGGCCUGGUGUGCAGCUCAUCUCUGGCCUUUUCUACAGCACCAUCACAUAGUAUUUGGUGCCAGGAACUGUGCAAAAGAUCCAAAAUUAAAUUUUCUUUGAGCUUGUGGUUGUCUUCAUUUUCCUGUACAUUAAAUAAGUUCUGUUAGAAUACCAGAAGUGCAGAAUGCUAAAACAUGGGUGAGCCUCAAAGACAGCCACAGAACAGAUACUAUAUACUUCUUCCUAGCCUAGUCAGAUUCCUAGAGACAGGAAGUAGAAAGAGGAAAACAGAAAGAGUGUUGCUAAAAGCCAGGGGAAGGGAAUGUUAGGGAACUGGUGUUCAUGGAUAGUUUCCGCUGGAGAAUAUAAAAAGUUGGUGAUGGUUGCACUAUGGGAAUGCACUUAGUGCCACUGGCUAAUCACUUAAAAGAGUUUAGACGGUAGCUGUAUCUAUUUUACCACAAUUUCAACAAUGGUAAUGCUUUUUUAAAUGAGCAUUAAAGACAGCUUUUAAGAGGAAUAGAAGCCUCAAACUGGUAUUCUGUGGCCCACUUAGAAGAUGAGAGCAGCAAUUCAGCCUUGUUGGCUGAGGGCCUGGGACUUUAUGGGAUUCAAGGGCUUAUGUGUCUCCCCAAACUUAUUUACACCACCUGGUAUAACUGUCUUUUCUUCUGUGCUAUUGCCCAGGUGCCUUGAAGAUCUUAACACCUCCCUCCCUGCCCGGGUGGGGCAGCAGUGGUAACUCUGAUGGCCUUACUUUCACAGGGCAUCUGUGCCCAACAUGGUAAUUUUCCAUUCCAGUCCUGUUCCAGUGUCUUCCUUCUUUGUUUUUGGGGGGUGCAUAGCAGGUGUCUUGGGACUGUGCCAGCCGCAGCUGAUGUACUACCUCAGAGAGCUGAACACUAGGAGGGAAUUUCCACAGCUUUCUUGGCCCCUGUUCUCAGGAGUAACUUACCUCUGUUCU
Molecule: messenger RNA, 3517 nt
Organism: Alexandromys fortis (reed vole)
Lineage: Eukaryota; Metazoa; Chordata; Mammalia; Rodentia; Cricetidae
Gene: Aar2
Product: AAR2 splicing factor
Exons: 5
Coding region: 259-1293 (344 amino acids)
Biological process (GO): spliceosomal tri-snRNP complex assembly
Source: RefSeq, a predicted model, not a curated record